ACGGCUCGGAUAUUCGUUCACCAAUCAUACGUCAGCCUGGUCUUGAAUAAACGCGGCUAUGCUACAUCUCAUUACUAGAUCCUGUCUUGAUUGAGAGGGGGAUGUCUUCAUGCUCCUUUACCUGAGUUGACUGCGCCGGAAGGAGUCUGACCACCUCCACCGGAGAUGAUUAGGAGUCCGCCAUCACUGACAGUUCUUGGUCGAUCACAAGAGACAGAGAAGGGAAUCUCGACAUUGGCCUGCUCGCAUUUUACCUGUUGAAAUCCUUUAGGAGGCUAUUACAGAAUGAGGCCAUGCUCCGUGCCGAGGAUAUCCUGAGCUUCGUGAAGAUCGGUAAUUCACUGGGAAGACAUAAGUAGGGGAGAAAGCCCAGUGACCUCACUAACCAUCAUUACGUUCACUUGAAUACAUCCAAUCUCUUCUCCCACCCUACUUGUGACCGCCUUAACGCAUUCAUCACCACCGCAGACAUGAAUGACUCAAAGCUGUCACCAACCAAAACCAUAAGGGGUGUUCUGUGGGAGGGCAUCAACCGCGAGGUCAGGGUGACAGACUUCCCACGGCCCAAGAUCCAGGCACCGGAAGAUGCCAUCGUCCGCAUCACGUCGACGACGAUAUGCGGAUCGGAUCUGCACAUCUACCACGGCAUUCUCGGCUUCACCGAGUCCGACAAGCCGUACGGCCUGGGCCACGAAGCCGUGGGCAUCGUCGAGGAAGUCGGCGACGCAGUCGACUACUUCAAGGUGGGCGAUCGCGUGCUCGUCGUCGCGCUCGCCGAGGACGGCCGGCUCCGGGACAAGCCGACCAUCCUGCCCGUGCUCGACGGCACGCGCCAGACGUACGGCAGCGGCCCGCUGACUGGGUUGACCGAGGGCCUACAGGCCACGCACGCGCGCGUUCCCUGGGCCGACAGCUCGCUGGUCAAGAUCCCCGACAAGUACGACGACCGGGAGUGGCUGCCGCUGUGCGACGCGUGGCCAACGGCGUGGACGGGGCUGAGUUGGUCCGGCUUCGAGCCGGGCGACGACGUGGCCGUGUUCGGCGCGGGCGGCGUGGGCUUGCUGGUCGCCUACAGCGCCAUCAUCCGCGGGGCGUCGCUGGUCUACGUCAUCGACUACGUCCCCUCGCGGCUGGCCAAGGCGGCCGCUAUCGGGGCGAUCCCCAUCAACUUUGCGCGCGGCGGCGGCAGCGCGUCGGAGCAGAUCCUGCGCCUCAACCCCGCGGGCGUCAAGCGCACCGUCGACGCCGUCGGCACCGAGUGCCUCAACGCCGAGCUCAAGCCGCAGCAGGACUUUGUAUUCCAGGAGGCCAUCAAGAUCACGCGCGGCGGCGGGGGGCUGGGUAUCAUCGGCGUCUACGUGCCCGAGACCCCCGCCAACCCGGCCCCCGGGCUGGAGCACCUCAGCCCCUUUGUGCAGCUGCCGAUCGGCCAGCUCAUGUUCAAGGAGAUGCAGAUCCGGUCCGGGCUCGUAGAGUUCAAGACGUCGAUCCCGGCCCUGGUCAACCUCGUGCUGAAUGGCCGGGCGAGACCGGGGUUCAUCUUCUCGGUCGAGGCGGACCUCGAGGAUGCGCCCCGCGCGUACAGGAAGUUUGAGCGAAGGGAGGAGGUCCGGAUCCUGCUCAAGCCCGAGCAGCCGCCUCAGGGCGGAGAUGGCAGGGCCGGAGCCGGGCUGGGAAUUGGAAUGGGAACGGGAAUGGGAAUGGUAGGCGCCCCGCCGCCAGGUUUGUACGACAUGAAGAGGUAUUGA
Messenger RNA from Chaetomium strumarium, 1748 nucleotides. RefSeq lists its product as uncharacterized. Gene Ontology annotation, molecular function: oxidoreductase activity; zinc ion binding. The record is from RefSeq and is a predicted model, not a curated record. The transcript has 2 exons. Lineage: Eukaryota; Fungi; Ascomycota; Sordariomycetes; Sordariales; Chaetomiaceae. The coding region runs from base 471 to 1748 and encodes 425 amino acids.